Molecule: messenger RNA, 1989 nt
Organism: Danaus plexippus (monarch butterfly)
Lineage: Eukaryota; Metazoa; Arthropoda; Insecta; Lepidoptera; Nymphalidae
Product: neuropeptide SIFamide receptor
Exons: 3
Coding region: 1-1377 (458 amino acids)
Biological process (GO): G protein-coupled receptor signaling pathway
Cellular component (GO): membrane
Molecular function (GO): neuropeptide Y receptor activity; peptide binding
Source: RefSeq, a predicted model, not a curated record
AUGGCGCCUUUAAGAGUGUUGAGUGACUUCACGGAUGACUUUCAGAACUUUUCCACACAACAUCCGGGGAAACAUCAUUUCAGGCACAGGAAUCAUUCGCGGGAUCAUGCGAGGAAUCAUUUUGUGGACGUCAUGUCCAAUUCAAUAAUGGAAGUCAUCAAUACUAAACUGGUUCCUGAGAACAGCGUGCUCCCAGACCUGGAGCCAUUGUCCACCCACAUGGACGAGAGACACUCUCUGCUCCUUAAUAUAACUAUGAACAGGUCAGACUUGGGCCUGGAGAGCGAGUUCAUGUACCGCCACAGCGGCGCCAUGACCGCGGUUUACUGUAUCGCCUACCUGCUCGUCUUCGUCGUUGGCCUGGUGGGGAAUUGCUUCGUGAUCGCCGUGGUCUACCGCUCUCCUCGCAUGAGGACCGUCACCAACUUCUUCAUCGUCAACCUGGCUGUCGCAGAUAUUUUGGUCAUAGUCUUCUGUCUCCCCGCUACGCUGAUGUCCAACAUAUUUGUCCCUUGGGUGCUCGGCUGGCUCAUGUGUAAGACUGUCCCCUACGUCCAGGGACUCUCCGUCGCAGCCUCCGUGUACAGCCUGGUAGCCGUGUCACUAGAUCGAUUCCUCGCCAUCUGGUGGCCUCUGAAGUGCCAGAUCACCAAACGCCGAGCAAGGAUGAUGAUCGUCUUUAUAUGGAUUCUCGCUAUUCUCGUCACAGCUCCUUGGGUCAUCUUCUUCGACUUGGUGGUGGUUUUUGACGACAAUCCACACGUCCGCCUCUGUCUAGAUGUCUGGCCUAAUCCUAUCAGUGAAGUCCUUUAUUUUGUGAUCGGAAAUCUCAUAUUCUGUUAUAUUUUGCCGAUGGUUCUUAUAACCAUGUGCUAUAUUCUAAUUUGGAUAAAAGUUUGGAGAAGGUCUAUCCCUACUGACACUCAAGAUGCUCAAAUGGAACGCAUGCAACAGAAAUCUAAGGUCAAAGUUGUUAAAAUGCUAGUCGCUGUUGUCAUACUUUUCGUAUUAUCCUGGUUUCCUCUGUAUCUAAUUUUUGCAAGGAUUAAGUUAGGUGGACCCGUUCAAAAAUGGGAAGAAGAAAUGUUUCCCGUGGUUACUCCUCUAGCUCAAUGGCUAGGAGCGUCAAAUUCUUGCAUAAAUCCCAUUCUUUAUGCAUUUUUCAACAAAAAAUACAGGAAGGGUUUUGUUGCCAUCAUAAAGAGUAGGAAAUGCUGCGGCCGUCUGCGUUACUACGAAACUAUCGCUUUGCAAUCAUCAAGUACGUCGACGAGGAAGUCCUGGCACUACAAUAACAAUCACGCGUCCAUGACACGCAGGUCACCACCGGUUGAUAAAAACGCAGUUUCUUUUAUCUUCAAUCACACUGGAGUCUAAGUGUUCCAGCUAUAAUAACGGGAGCUAAUUUUCAUCGGCCAACAAGGCUCGCGUCCUCUGGCUCGAAGACAGGCGAGGCGUGUAUCAGCAUAUCCAGGAUUAGGAAGACUUUACCGCUUGAAUUUUGAGUUACCAGUUUGAUGUUGUCUUGUGCAUUUAUUAAAAUGUGACUAUCCGAUAAUACUCGUAUAUGUAAUAAGUUUAAUAAUGCAUGUGGUAUAAUAAAUGGUAAUGCAUAUAAAUAAUAUAUUAAAACGUUGUUACGGAUUUAGACAGAAAGGAACAAAUAACUAUGGAGAGAACACGCACACAGUGCACUAAUGAUAAUUAAGUAUGUAGAAGUUUUAAAUCACCGUUUUUGUUUAUUUUGUGUCAUGGACCAUGAAUAUAUUCGAGUAUAUAGUAAUCCAAUUAUUAUGAUCAGCCAUUUUUAUAAUCGUUAACAAAUUUUUGAUUUAAAGGCGAAUAAGGAUUUGUAAAUUAGAUAGCCUUAACUGUUUUAUAAAAAAUGAAAAAUAUAACAAAUAUAGAAUAAGUAAUUGUGAAUAUUUCAGUACAAAAAUACAGAAUUCAUAGAUAAAUAUGCUUUAUAAUUUUUAGAUAUUUCAUUAU